CUCCGCGCGUUUCGGUCCCGCAGCCGCCGGUGGCGAGAAGGCAGCGAGGAAGCAGCAGCCGAGGGUUUUACCUGCCUUACCUACCUACCUACCUACCUACCUACCUACCUACCUACCUUCGCGAUGGCAAAGGCGGUCAGCGUGGCGCGGCUGCUGUGCGCUUUGGUCUUUUGCUCGCAGGCGCUGUCGGCGCAACCAGCAGACAUCAGUUUCCCACCUGAAGACAUGGACUCAUCUGGUGAUGAUUACGACUCUUUUUCUGGUUCUGGAGCAGGCCAUCCUGCAACCUUCGUAAAAGUUCCACUACAAGGAAGCACAAAUAUGUCGUUGUUGCCCGAAUCCACAACUGACUUGGAAUACAAACAGCCUGAGGUACAGCAAACAGACAGCCCUACAGAAGACUAUCCAGGAGGACCUGUAUCCCAAACAAGCAUACCUUUAGUCCCAUUGAUGGAUCUGGUGACCGACAAGACAGCAGUAGCUACAGAAUAUGAGCUGGACUCAUUUACUGAACAAGGAACAACAAGGUCUCCAGUCAUAACGACUAGAAUCCCAGCGACUCACCACAUUUCCACAGUCAGAACCACAACGUCGCAAAUUUCUAGCACACACUUCAUUGAGGCAGAAGUCCACCAAGAUGUCCAUCAAGGAUCUAGCACUGAUGAUGCAACACCUGCUUUGGACUUAGUGCCGACUAGUGAGAGAAGUCUGGAUACUGCAAGUCCCACUACAGUAUCCUCUAGUGACCAGAAUGAAAUCCCUUCUCUGCCCGAUGACGGAGGCAUCCUAAUUGAGGAUGGUUCUGGAAGUAAGGAUGACUUUUCAAUUGAGCUACAUGGAGAAAAUUCAGUACUAGAAGUGGAAUCUCAGCCCAGUGGUAAAACAAUAGAUACAGAAACGAAGAAUGCAAAAUCUGCAGGAACCGCCCAAGGAAUAAUGGACAGGAAAGAAGUUCUAGGAGGGGUCAUCGCUGGUGGAUUAGUAGGUCUGCUGUUUGCUGGGUUCCUAGUUGGGUUCAUGCUGUACAGAAUGAAGAAAAAAGACGAAGGAAGCUACUCACUGGAUGAGCCAAAACAGUCAAAUGGAGGCUAUCAGAAACCACAGAAACAAGAAGAAUUCUACGCAUGAACAAAGAAAGUUUAAAAGACAUUUGGAUGUCUCCUGGGCAUCAUGAGUUCUCACUGCGUUUUAAAAAGGGGUGGGGGGAACUAAAAGCCAUAGGACUGAGCUUAAGCCUCUGCCUCCUUGCCAUUGGGAACGCCUCUAUUUUUCCAAAGUCAAUCUGGAUUAAGUAAAAACCAUACCUGCUUUCUUGCACAAAGAUUACCUUUAAAGUGGAACCUUAGCCUUAGUCUAAGGACUCCUGGGGAAAAGAUAAGGAACCGAUUGUAUAUAGUCUUGACGUCCUAGGAACAUGCACCAAGAAAUUAGUAAGGUAUAAUGUGCGUGUGUGUGUGUGCUAAAGACAUUUCGGGGCCCCAACGCUUAGUAGCCAUUCCUGUGUGCAUUAGAGAACGUUCUUUUCUUUAAAAAAACACAAUAAAAAACAGGUUAUUAUGUGGCUUUCAAUGUUCCCACCCCCUUUUCAACGGUAACACUCAGUCACUCUAUUGUAGCUGAAUGGUGUGUGAAAGAAGCCCCCUCCUCAAAUUAAAAGGUCUGUCCAAAGUGAUGGAGUUCUUAAAAGUUAGGCGUAUGACUUCUCUGGAAUUCUAGUGGGAGAAAUUUUAUACACUCUGCUUUGUAACCUGAGGGGAACGUAGAGGUGGAAGCAUGUAUUUGAGGUGUGCGCACUUUUUUCCAGUUACUUCUGGUCCUACUGGCUGUAGUGUUGUCCUUGUACACUGUGUGCCAGGUCCACAUGGUAGUCCCGGAGCCACCGUUUGUUAUCUACCUCUUCUGCAUUGCAUUUUUUUCCCUGAUAGCGGCUACUUCUCCACUGGAUUUCCAAACUCCCUCUGCCACUCGGCACCUGAAGUGCUGGGUGUGGCAUUCUUCAGCGUACAGGACGGAGCCUGUUAAGGGGUGAUGAGAGCUCCUGUUUCUGCCAAGUCCCAGGGACUAGAAUCAUAUUAGACUGGCGUUUGUAGUUGCAGUUCUCUGGGAGCACAGGCUCAGCAUGCAGAGCCUAAGGGAGUUAGCGUCUAUUAAUGUGCGUGGCUGGCUUUUAUCUCGGUCCAACUUGUGUCAGAGCGUUAAGAGAGUUUGGAGAGCAAAUGUCCUCAGAAGCUGUUCUGUGUAGAAGAGGGUGGGUCAAAGAUGGACAGGGUGCCUUCAUCUCCUUUGCAUGUCCAAAGUGUAAAGUUGGGGGGGUGUUGUUGGGGUGUGUAUCGAUAGGACCAAACCGGUGAAUGUCAGCACUUCCAAAGCAGUAUUUAAAUGUGUGUUAAGUUACACUGUGUGUGGAGGGAGGCGGAGCUGUCUUGAAAAACAGCUAGCUGGUGUAGAAUAUGAUUUCUGUAAUGUACAGGAUGACAUGGAUGUGAAUUUUCUCUCUGCUGAACAGUUUUUUGUUGUUUUUUUUGGUAAAGGCUUUGGGGUUUUUUAGCGGUGGGGGGGUAACCCACAUACAUCACCGUUUUAGGCUCUUCUUUAUUUCACCAUUUACACUUGUUAGCUUGCAAGACGCUUCUGUUUCUAGCAAAAAGUGUAGGCAGAAGAAUGAGUUGACACUAGGGCACUGUAAAUACAUAACAGUAAAGCAAGAACCUUUCAAAUAAAGCAUAAUUGUGAGUUUUCAACCAAACAGUUGGUGCCUUCCGUAUAUUACUGCCGCAAAGCUCUUUAUCUUUGAUAAGCUAAAUACUUCUUUUUUCCAGCGUGUGAAACCAGGCUGUCAACUCCUGACUUGCAUUCAGUACAACUCAGCUACCCAUAACUACCUUUUUACAAUGAGGUUUUAAGUGAUUGUGUGUCCCUUUUUUAUGUACAAAAAGAUAUCACUGCCUUUCUCGGAUCUAGGAAACACACUUCUUUUGGGCAAGACUUAAGUGAUAAAUCUGGCGUGUGAGGUUUUUAACGGUCGAGCAGAAACUGGAAUUCUGUAACUUGCAAACGGCAAAUUUUGAAAUGCAAGUCCUUCGGUUGGUUCUUUUUGUACUUCUCAAACAGAACACAUGCAAUAAAAAAGGCAGUCUGCCAAAAUAA
Molecule: messenger RNA, 3147 nt
Organism: Lacerta agilis (Sand lizard)
Lineage: Eukaryota; Metazoa; Chordata; Lepidosauria; Squamata; Lacertidae
Gene: SDC1
Product: syndecan 1
Exons: 5
Coding region: 124-1128 (334 amino acids)
Biological process (GO): cell migration
Cellular component (GO): membrane; cell surface
Source: RefSeq, a predicted model, not a curated record